AUGGUUCUUCAACUGUUUUUAGCUCUUCUCUCUCUGUCCUUCUUUGUUUCUGCGGCAGUUUGCCGGAUUCCGCCGACUCCGGCCAACAUAAAAUCAUGGUGCAGUAAGACACCACACCCAAAGCCCUGUGAGUUCUUCCUUACCCAUAACCCUAAAUAUGGCCUUCCAAUCAAGCAAAAAUCUGAUUUUCUCAAGGUUUCCAAGCAAUUAGCCCUAGACCGGGCCAUGCAUGCUCAGUCUCACACUUAUAGUCUUGGCUCAAAGUGUCGUAAUGAGCGUGAAAAGGCUGCAUGGGCUGAUUGCCUCGAGCUUUACGAAUCGACCAUAGAAAAGCUCAACAAAACAAUGGAUCCCAAGACUAAAUGUAGCCAGACUGAUGUCCAAACAUGGCUCAGCACGGCUUUAACCAACCUCGAGACGUGCCGAACCGGGUUCAUGGACCUCGGUGUUACAGACUAUGUAAUGCCCUUAAUGUCAAACAAUGUCUCAGCUUUGAUAAGCAACACUUUGGCCAUUAACAAAGGGAAAAAUGGGAAUGGUGUGCCGAGUUACAAAGAAAAGUUUCCGAGUUGGGUCUCGCCCGGUGACCGGAAACUGUUGCAGUCUCGGUCUCCGGCAACUCGGGCCAACAUUGUGGUGGCCCAAGAUGGAUCGGGGAACUAUAAGACGAUAACUCAAGCCGUCGCUGCGGCCAAAAAAAGGAAGGGCAGUGGGAGGUUUGUGAUAUAUGUGAAGGCAGGGACUUACAAGGAGAAUGUUGAUUUUGGAAGCAUGAAGAACAUCAUGUUGACCGGUGAUGGCAUCGGAAAGACUAUAAUCACCGGCAGCAGAAGUGUUGACGGUGGUUCUACCACUUACAAGUCUGCCACCGUUGCGGCUAUGGGAAGUGGAUUUAUAAUGAAAGCCAUCACUAUCAGGAACACUGCCGGAGCUCAAAACCACCAGGCUGUGGCUUUUCGGGCUGGCUCGGAUCUUUCAGUAUACUAUCAAUGUAGUUUUGAAGGAUACCAAGACACACUCUACGUCCAUUCUCAAAGACAAUUUUACAGAGAGUGUGACAUUUAUGGAACUGUUGAUUUUAUUUUUGGAAAUGCGGCGGUUGUCUUCCAAAAUUGUAACUUAUAUGCACGAAACCCUCCUAACAGGACCAACACUUUGACAGCCCAAGGUAGAACAGAUCCUAACCAGAACACCGGAAUCUCGAUACACAACUGUAGAGUCAAGGCAGCUCCUGAUCUAAAACCAGUUCAGGGCUCGGUCCAGACGUUUCUUGGCAGGCCAUGGAAGCAAUAUUCACGUACAGUCUAUAUGAAGACGUACCUUGACAGCUUAAUUGCCCCUGCUGGUUGGUUUCCAUGGAAUGGCAAUUUUGCUCUAAGCACUUUGUAUUAUGGGGAGUAUAUGAAUACGGGUCCUGGUUCGUCAACUGCAAGAAGGGUGAAAUGGGGUGGCUACCAUGUCAUAAACAGCGCAGCCGUGGCGUCUGAGUUCACGGUUGGAAACUUCAUUUCCGGCAAUUCCUGGCUGCCGGCCACCAGUGUGCCUUUCACUUCUGGCCUUUGA
This is a messenger RNA of Ilex paraguariensis (yerba mate), 1563 nucleotides long. Lineage: Eukaryota; Viridiplantae; Streptophyta; Magnoliopsida; Aquifoliales; Aquifoliaceae. The record is from the annotation of a GenBank genome assembly.